Molecule: messenger RNA, 639 nt
Organism: Verticillium nonalfalfae
Lineage: Eukaryota; Fungi; Ascomycota; Sordariomycetes; Glomerellales; Plectosphaerellaceae
Exons: 1
Biological process (GO): protein monoubiquitination; protein autoubiquitination; proteasome-mediated ubiquitin-dependent protein catabolic process
Cellular component (GO): ubiquitin ligase complex; cytosol; nucleus
Molecular function (GO): ubiquitin conjugating enzyme binding; cyclin binding; ubiquitin protein ligase activity
Source: RefSeq, a predicted model, not a curated record
AUGGCCCCCAUCGCAAUGUAUGACACCGUCGUCAUCUAUGCAGAGCUUCUUCCCAACAUUCGACACGUCUCCAUCGCCGUGUCUCUCCCUUCACCAGCCGAUGCCACAACCAGCGUCCAGACAUCUGCCAAUGGCGACAGCAUCCUGGUCACGCACAGAGGCGAUUCGAAAGAGGCGCGCCUUCCAGGACGAGUGUCCGCGCCUUCAGCUCUGCCCAUACCCAGCACACCACCAUCUGGCCCAACAUCGCUCGCGUGGCGUCUGCCCGUCUCAACAUCCGUCGCGCUCCCCAGCACGCGUGAUGAGCUCCAGCCGACGAUCCCGUGGAGCGCCCAGGACUUGACCCCCAGGUCAGCCAUGGCAUGCCGGCAGUGCGGCGAGGCCGUCGUUCCCGAGGGCAGACUAGACGUGUGGAAGGACCUGCCGAGCGAGAACUGGGCUGAGAUGAUGGACUUUUGGCACUGCCACAAGCCUCACGACCACGACCACGACCAAGAGAAGAACGGCGACGACGGCGAUGACGAGCACCUCACGAAGCGAGGCUAUGGUGCCAACUCGUCCAUAGCGGCCCAGACGCGCGUCGGCUUUGUAGACCUGACCUCCUUUCUCCUCGCCGAGGAGGACUGCACCAGCCUGAGA